AUGUAUUUCUCCGCUGAUAAACUGUUAAAACUUAUUCUGUGUAUCUUUUGGACACUUCUGUGCAUAACAAGUUAUUUCUUUGAAAGUGCUGAAGGAGAAAUUCAUCAUCGCUUUCUACGAAUACCACAAAUUAAUAUACAACUCUAUGGAGAUAUUCCAACACUAAUAUCUAGUAAAUUUACUCGAUUGAAUAAGCGUGGUGUUUCAUUACCAACUAAAAAAAUACCAACUAAUGAUAAUAAUACAAUUCUGAUUUCGGCUGUAAUCUACGAUGAUAACGAGAAUCCUCGUGAGUGGGAUGAGAGUCUAAGUGAUCCUCAGUCUGCUAUGCACCAACUGUUAUCUGAAGCGUAUUGUCAGUUUCUACUUCAUGCAUUCCAAGCGUCAAAUGUCAGUAAACUACAACAACCUGAAUGUACAUUUUUGCAGUUCAAGAAAGGCUCCAUCAUAUCUGAAGCCUUGUUCACAUUUGAUACAUCUGUAAACAUUGACUUUUCACUUAAUGAUAUGUUAAAUAUUCUUAUGAAUGGAAUGAAAAGCUCUACAGAAAGUUUAAUGAAUGGUCAACCAAUUCGUUUUGCAUUUUCAUUUGGGAUAAAUGGCCUUUCAGACACUGAAGCAAUAAACUACUCGCAAGCAACAAUCGAACUACCACAAGGAGAUAAUAUGACAUGGCCAAAUAUGAAUUAUAAUAAUUCAUCACCAGUCGCAGACUCUUUUGAAGUAACAAACGAACCACUUCAAGGGAGUAACAUCACUUGGUCAAAUAUGAAUGAUAACUACUCAUCGCCAGGUGGAAUGUUUUAUGACAACAUUACUGUUGUUGAUUGA
This is a messenger RNA of Heterobilharzia americana, 831 nucleotides long. The record is from the annotation of a GenBank genome assembly. Lineage: Eukaryota; Metazoa; Platyhelminthes; Trematoda; Strigeidida; Schistosomatidae.